GUACCGGCACCGCCUCUAAUAUAUUGAACGUGUGUUAUACACGCUACCGCGGUACCUAGCACCUGUAAUGUUCCACCACACGCGGGAGAUAACAACACCCACUCCCUGCUAACUGCUCAUAAUCAUCAGAAAAAUAGCCGGAAUUUAGAAAAAGAUCGUUGAAUUCCUGGAUAAACGGGUGUAUUUUUCAAAGGAAUAUUUUUUUUCUGUGCAAUGGAGGAAUAAAGAAACGCAUUUUCCAAGAUGAUGUCCACGCGCUCACGUACACAAAUACCGCUUGCCACGGCGACGGUCGGCCCACAAAGUUGGAGCGAUGCUACGGUGAAAGAAAUCAAAAUUUCUCAGGCGGCUGUAGAGAAAACUGACACAGGCCAAGAAGUUGGACGAUCGUUUGAUGCCUUGCCAUCCCUUCGAGAUAAUUGUGCACAGCAGAGUAACACAGUUGUUCACCAGUAUGUCAGAGAAUGCAGAAUAUCACUCGUCAAACUCAGGGACAGUUUUCUUGAAACCAAUGAAGAAGUCAAAAGUUUAAUACGAGGGAAGGAGGCACUGGAGAAGCAAUUGGAACACAUUCGAAAAGACAUUGCCCUCAAUAAGAUGAGCACAGAAAUCAGAUGUACACGGCCAUCAAGAGAAAGGGGAAGGGAUGGUGCCGACAACGUUAUGGAGAAAGAAUUCCGACAUCUCCAUCAACUGAAAAAGGCUCUUGAAUUGCAACUACGCUCAGUUCAGAAACAACUUCAGGUCUUGGAUCAGUGUCGAAAGCGACUCAGUGCUGUCAUCCAAGAAAGGAACAGGGUCCUAGACCUUCUAUGCCACGCCGUCUCAUCCGUCAAUGGACGUGCUUCCCGCGGCGGCGGACGCGUCUCUCGCCAGGACAAGACCAUGACCUUUGGCGGCAACGGCAUGGGCUACACUCGCCAGGUCAACGGCAACGUUGCGGAGCUACUAGGUACAGGAGCCUCCCCACCAGAUGCAGAGAAUCGGUCGGGGACGCCCCCUCCGGACCCUCUGGGUCCUUUCACCCCAGAAGCAGCAGCGGCUAUCGCUCAGGCCCGGGAAGCUCGUCAACGCUCACAGUUCCUGCGCAAAGACAUUCGUGAUGCCAUUGAGAAUACUCAGCAGCUACAGCAGGCUGCACACAGAGCCGUCAAUGAUGGCCUCAACCAGAAAGUGGCAGAGACUAUCACACUGAAGCAACAUCUAACGGUCGCUGCUGGUGAGAACCGCCAUUCCAUCCACCGUGCCCAGCGCUGGUACGAUUCCACCGAGAAGGCCCUGGGCUACACCAUUGGGCCUGAGCUGCAGUCCGACCUGGAGACCAGGGAGAAGCUGACCCGCCCUAUAGUCCGGGUCUUCCAACGACACCCGGGCACAAACCUACCAGAAGCACAGGGUAUCAUUAGGGGCGCUGCUGGCCUGGACGAAUCGCUCCUCAGGACUAGUCGCAACAUCGGCCUCCUGCAGCUGGCCCAGGGUCGUCUCCAAGGUGAUAUCCGACACAAGCACGCCGGUGCCAGCGUCGACUCCGCCAUCGUACGGGGGCGACGUCGCCUUGCCAACCACCGAUGGGUGAUGGGAAGCGUUUGAUUUUUUCCCGUCUGUCAGGUGGUGUUGCCAGUGUGCAGAAGAAAAAAAAAAAAAGCAAUAUAUUCUUCUCUUUUUAAUGAAAGAAAUCAUGUAAAGUAUAUCUGAUAAACACAUUUGUAUAAAGUGCGGAGAUGAUUCUAUCAUGUGAGGUAUAUUGUAUUUUAAUUCCUAGGGAGUCCAUAGUACGAUGACCUAAAGGAGUCUGGAUUAUCUAACAAGACAACAAAGAGUAAUUUCAGAGCAACUGUAAAAUAUCUCAUUAAGUUCAGAAAAUGUUUCUAUCUGUCCUAAUUGAGCAUCACUAGCAAGUUAUCUAAAUAUUAAAUAAAAUAAUAUAAUAUUAAGAAUAUAUAGUUUAAAAUUACUAGUCAUACAAUGUCUUGAUAUGCUAUUUAUUGCAUUAUAGAAAUGAUGACAAAUUAAACAUUUGUGAAUAAAUUGCAUGUAAAUCGAAUGAAGUGUCACAUUUUAAUCUGCUAGGAAGUGUAAGUGUGCAAAGCACUAUAGUUUUAUGUCAAAGGUCACUCUGGUUCUAAAUAUGCUGUGAAUGAUUUGGAAUGAAGUGGAAUAUAUGGGACUUUUCGUUACAUUGUUAGGAGUUUAAAAAUGGUUGCACCUUGAAGAAAGUGUUGAUGUCUAGUCUGUUUUAUGUUGUACAGCUCAUUCUCAGACCUUUAUUUUUCAUAGGAUGAAAUGAAGGCAGAUUUCAUGAGGACAGCUAGUAGUCUUUCAUAUAAAAAAGGAGGAGCAUUAAUAGACCACUCUGCAUGCACAAACAUUGUAGAAAUAAAAGAGGCUACUGAACGGCAAGUUUAGAACAGGGUAAUAAAAUUUGCAUUUUGGGUGUAUCUAUUAAGCCCUUAUUGGCCGCUAUAUUCACCUUUGUAUAAAUAAUAAAGCAUAAUGCUUAGGACGCUAAAGCUAGCAUGUAAGAUUAUUUCAAGAUAUCGGCCUUUCAAUGCGAUUUGAUUGUGCUGUAGAGGAUAUCUUUCAUAGACCUUCUUCCAACCUUGAGGGUAUUCAAUGGUUGGAUGGAGAAAACCAAAAUCUUCAAUGAGUUUUUUUUCACUACAUGGAAGAGGUGACAAAGUUAUUAUUAUGAAAAUGAUUAUCAAGUCACUUGAAAAUUCUCCAGUGAGGCAGAAAAAAAAAGAUUAUCAUAUUGUGGGGUUUUUGCUGUGUGCAUGCAAAGAAUUUUUUUUUAUCAGGGUUCCGUUUGGAGCAAGAAAAUCAUCAUAUCAUGAUUCCUUACGACAUUCCAUUGCAUGCAAAAGUUCAUUUAUGCCGAUAUAGAUAAGAGAUGAAUUGCUUUUUGUAUUUUUUGUGAGAUUUGAACCGAAGAAGACGGUAAUAGACGCAAAAUCAAAGUUAUAUGCCUUAUAGUUUGGAGAAUGCCUUCACCGACUAGUCUAAAUUGAGAGAAAAAAUUGCCAAUUGUCUUUGUGCCUUGCAAAAUAUUAGUUGCAAAAAUUUCUUGACUAUAGGUUGGGAAAUAAUGUGUAUUGAGUAUACCUUAGAAUAUACUAUUGUUCUGAUCCUACAGUAAACAUGUUGUGUAUAUAUACAGCUGCCUUAUAUAUUUGUAAAUAAGAUGCACGAUUGUACAUCAUCAAUAUUAUUAAUCAACGAGGUUUGUGCUAAUUUUUCUUUUCCGUCCAUGCUAUCUACUUGAAAGCUGCGCUGUAAUAUUGAUUCAGUAAUAAUUCUAUGAAACGAUUAUAUAUUCUAUGCAUGAGAUAAAUUAUGAGUGCUUUCUUUUUCUGUGAACUAUGCAAUCAUACCAAUACAAAUCUUUAGUAUUACAAUUUUAGUAUUUAGAUAAAUUAUCUAUGCAUCAGUGGUAAUAUUUUAGCCUGUUAAUUCCAUGACAGGUCUGAAAAUGUCUUAAUUGUCUUAAAAUGGACAGUCCAAUUGACUAUCAAGUUUGUGAUCAUAGAGAUAUGUCUUUUGCAAGCUUUUUGAAAAGUUGUGUGUAGCUUCAAGUUCAUACACUUUAGUCAGAUAUUGUUGUUAGUCAAUAUUUCAAGUAGCAUUAAGAAUUACCAUGAAUCUGUGACCAUAUUUACAAACAAAAUUGUUCUAAAUUGUGCUCCAUAAAUCACUAAAGUUACACCAGGAUUCAGUUAGUCCACCUUUAUCUUGUUAAAGAUUAUAAGCCAAAAUGUCUAAUUCUAUGGAUGUAGAUAUUAAUAUGACAUAAUAUUGUGUUUGAUAAAAUACGGUCAUGCAUAUUUUCCUUAUACCAUUGAAAUCCAUGUUGCAUAAACAGAAAGAUGAUGAAGAAAUUGUAAACAUGAAAGUUCAGUGACACAAUUUGGUAAAUCAUGCAACUAGUUCAAUGAUAUGUUUUGGGAUUUUCCUCAACAAGUUACUGCUAAAAGACAGUAGCACACCGGUUUUCCAAAUAACAGGUAUUGGAUCAAUGGUGAUUUUUUUUUUUUUUUUUUUUUUUUAAUUGUUUGAAUUCAUGAGAUGAGGAGAGCCAGAAGUAAAAUAACAAGUUUUGAUAAUGCCUUUCAUCCUCUCUACAGACGAAAUUGUCUGCUCAGGGAAUGAACAUCAUUUUAAAACAGAAUUAAUGUCCUUCGAUCUGGCUCUCAACAAUUCAAAGUUCUACCGUAACAUAUUAUUUACAGAAGUUUGGUGUAUUUUCUUAUCUUGCAAACCAUGCAGGUUUACCUAAAACAUUCACUUUUCAUACUGUGCUUUUAUUUCUACAGAAGUUGCAAUAAUUGGUAUUAUUGUUCUGUGCAGUGGAAUUAUAAAGGUAUUAAAAAUAUAUAAAAACACA
Messenger RNA from Strongylocentrotus purpuratus (purple sea urchin), 4381 nucleotides. RefSeq names its product coiled-coil domain-containing protein 105 (gene ccdc105). The record is from RefSeq and is a predicted model, not a curated record. The coding region runs from base 244 to 1590 and encodes 448 amino acids. The transcript has 5 exons. Lineage: Eukaryota; Metazoa; Echinodermata; Echinoidea; Camarodonta; Strongylocentrotidae.